GAGACUAGUGUUCAGAAGCAGCUGAUCGUGCAGCAUCACAGUCGCAAUGUCAUCCGAGGAGCUCGCACGGAAGCUGCAGCGCAGGCUGGACGGGGAGCAGCGUGACCCCAAACCCGGCUCACCGGCGCAGACUGGAGCGGACGAGGAGCCGCCGCAGCCGGUGAGAGCCAGCUCUGCUGCCGUGAACGGCGACGCCAGCUCUGAACUGACGGAGAAACUCAGCCGCAGGCUGGACAUCCACGACGGCACGGCGAAACCCAAGCAGAUGAAGGUUUUCAACCCCUACACCGAGUUUAAAGAGUUCUCGCGCAAACAGAUCAAAGACAUGGAGAAAAUGUUCAAGAGGUUUGACUCUGGUAAAGACGGCUUCAUUGAUCUGAUGGAGCUGAAGCUGAUGAUGGAGAAACUCGGAGCUCCACAGACACAUCUGGGCUUGAAGAACAUGAUCAAGGAGGUGGAUGAAGAUUAUGACGGCAAACUCAGUUACAGAGAGUUCCUGCUGAUCUUCCGGAGGGCCGCAGCAGGUGAGCUGCAGGAGGAGAGCGGUCUGAUGGCUCUCGCUCGACUUUCAGAGAUCGACGUCUCGACCGAAGGCGUUCUUGGAGCCAGGGAUUUCUUUGAGGCAAAGGUUCAGGCUCUGUCUGUGCGCAGUAAGUUUGAAGCAGAGAUACGAGAGGAACAAGAAGAGAAGAAGAGGAUGGAACUGGAAAGACAACAACGGCGUGCUGCAUUUAAAGAGCUGCAGUCCACAUUCUGCUCCUAAAACUGUAGUUCAGCAGAUCUCCGCCUUUUAGAGAGCACAGUAUACUUGCACACGAGCACAUACACGCAUGCACACACUGCUUCUCAUACCUCACACCUAUGUGUAAUCAAAACCACAGCUGAACACUGAACAAGUAGCAUUAGCGUUAUAAAAUAUGCAUGAGGAAUUUGUUUCGUGGGUGAUGGCUGCGGAGAAGACGAGAUGACGCGAGUGAAAUUUCAGGAGACUUCUAAUGUAGGACUUAAACUCUUAUAGACUAGAUUUAAUCUAAGCAACUAUAUAUUUUUAGAAACAAAAAAAGUUUAUAGUAAAGUUAUUAAGUGUUAAUCAUAAUUUUAAGUACAUGCAAAGAUGGUGUCGUGGACUAAAUACUGAUUAUGACCAAUUGAGAAAAAAGAAACCAUGGAAAUAAAGGGUCAAGAAAUAUGUUUAUUUUUUAUAGAUUUUAAUCAUGCACUUUGUUCCGUUUUCUUUUUCUUUUCUUUUUUUGUUAACUGCUUUCUACAUAUUUUCAUAAAAUCUACCUGUAACUCUAAUGUUUUGCCAAUUACGUAAAGCCCAUUAAAUUACUGUAUUUUUCCAAAAAAAAAAAAAUAGAUAUAAUAUGUAUAAUUCCAUAUGUGCUAAAUGUAAUAAUUGUUGUAUCUGUGGCAUUUCUUUUCUCUAAAGAGCCUUUAGAUGGCAGCACAGGAUUUGGUCAACAACACACACAAAAGAAGUGGUUUGAUGACAUAAGUUGUGUUAACUAUGUAAUAUUUACUGCUAAUAAAGCAUAAAGUGUUCUGUAAGGAAUAAAAAACAAAAACCAC
This is a messenger RNA of Carassius auratus (goldfish), 1572 nucleotides long. RefSeq names its product EF-hand domain-containing protein D1-like. The record is from RefSeq and is a predicted model, not a curated record. Gene Ontology annotation, molecular function: calcium ion binding. The coding region runs from base 47 to 763 and encodes 238 amino acids. The transcript has 4 exons. NCBI's taxonomy places the organism in Eukaryota, Metazoa, Chordata, Actinopteri, Cypriniformes, Cyprinidae.